Psammomys obesus (fat sand rat) is the source of this 1775-nucleotide messenger RNA. It is a transcript of the gene Neu4, whose product is annotated as neuraminidase 4. Gene Ontology annotation, biological process: ganglioside catabolic process; oligosaccharide catabolic process. The record is from RefSeq and is a predicted model, not a curated record. Lineage: Eukaryota; Metazoa; Chordata; Mammalia; Rodentia; Muridae. Gene Ontology annotation, molecular function: exo-alpha-sialidase activity. Bases 175 to 1596 code for a protein of 473 amino acids. Gene Ontology annotation, cellular component: cytoplasm; lysosome; membrane. The transcript has 4 exons.
GCUAGUAGUGGGUGGGCAGGACAGUGUGCAUCUCAGAGCUUGUGGCCUGGACUGUGCUUGGUAGACUCAGAGGACCUAAGGCUUGGAGCUAGUGGUGGUCAGCACAGCCCUCUGUGGUCUGUGGAACCUGCUAUUGCUUUGCACUCCCUGGUGCCCUGCUUCUACCAGAAGGGCAUGGGGCCCCCUCGUGUUCCCAGGAGGACAGUGCUCUUCCAGCAGGAGAGGACAGGCCUGACCUACCGUGUACCUGCGCUGCUCUGUGUGCCUCCCAGGUCUACCCUGCUGGCCUUCGCCGAACAGCGGCUUAGCCCUAAUGACUCUCAUGCCCACCGCCUGGUGCUUCGGAGGGGCACACUGGCCAAGGGCUCAGUGCGGUGGGGCACUCUGAGUGUACUGGAGACCGCGGUGCUGGCAGAGCACAGGUCUAUGAACCCUUGCCCAGUGCUGGAUGAGCACUCCGGAACCAUCUUCCUCUUCUUCAUUGCGGUGCUGGGCCACACACCGGAGGCUGUGCAAAUAGCCACUGGCAAGAACGCUGCUCGCCUAUGUUGUGUGACCAGCUGUGACGUGGGCCUUACCUGGGGCAGUGUGCGAGAUCUCACUGAGGAGGCCAUAGGUGCGGCAUUGCGGGACUGGGCCACCUUUGCUGUGGGUCCAGGCCAUGGAGUUCAGCUGCGCUCAGGUCGCCUGCUUGUUCCUGCUUACACCUAUCGCGUGGACCGUCGGGAGUGUUUUGGCAAGAUCUGCUGGACCAGUCCCCACUCCUUGGCUUUCUACAGUGAUGACCACGGAAUCUCCUGGCAUUGUGGAGGCCUUGUGCCCAACCUGCGCUCUGGAGAGUGCCAGCUGGCUGCCGUGGAUGGUGACUUCCUCUACUGUAACGCCCGGAGCCCUCUGGGUAACCGUGUGCAGGCACUGAGUGCUGACGAGGGCACUUCCUUCCUGCCAGGGGAACUGGUGCCUACACUGGCUGAGACUGCCCGUGGCUGUCAGGGUAGCAUUGUGGGCUUCCCAGCCCCACCCUCCAGCAGGUCUCAGAAUAAUAGGGGGCCAAUGGGUCUUGGGAAUACUCCACAUUCCCCAUGCCUCUAUCUCAGAGUAGAGUCUUCAGGAGAAGGGGCUGGAAGUUGGGUGCCCAGGGAGCCAUUCUGCUACCCCCAGUUUCGGAGCCCAGAGAAUCGUGGGCUAGAGCCUGGGACAGGUGGAGAUAAGUCAGCCCAGACUCCAGAACUUUCAACGUCCUCUGCUUCUAUGCUUCAGAGUCCCACGUGGCUGUUGUAUUCCCACCCAGCAGGGCAUAGAGCUCGGCUCCACAUGGGAAUUUACCUGAGCCGGUCCCCCUUAAACCCCCACAGCUGGACAGAGCCCUGGGUGAUCUACGAGGGCCCCAGUGGCUACUCUGAUCUAGCAUUCCUUGGGCCUGUGCCUGGGGCAUCCCCUGCCUUUGCCUGUCUGUUUGAGAGCGGGACUAGGGCUUCCUAUGAAGACAUCUCUUUUUGCUUGUUCUCACUGGGUGAUGUCCUAGAGAAUGUGCCCACUGGAUUAGAGAUACCCAGUCUCAGGGAUAAGCCUCAGGGGCAUUGCUGGCCCUCUUGAUGGCUUGGCUCUCUGGCAGGCUCCUGGGGAGGAAGGGUAGCAGAGGAGGAGGCUAGGGGCAAGUCAGCAUGUCCCUAGGACAGAGCAUUGUCUCCUUCUUUCUGCUGGUGGGGCAUGACUCACGAGGGAGCUUUCUGAGUGUGAAUGAGAAAUAAAGGGAUUGCACUGUGUCUGUUUCU